ACCCAUAUAGCAGAAGCCACAGAGCAGAUUCCCGACUCUCCCAUCUCGUUCCCCCAUCCUCUUCAUCUUCUGCUUUCUCUCUCUAAAGUCUGAAACUUCUCCUUCUUUCUCCAUGGAUUCUUCUUCAACCCAAAGCUCCCCAAUAGAACAGUGCUCCCUCUCCCAUCCAAACAGUCCCACCAGCAGCGGAAGCAGCGGCGGCACACGAAAAGUCAGCAGAGGCAAAGGCGGUCCGGACAACUCCAAGUUCCGCUACCGCGGCGUUCGGCAACGCAGUUGGGGAAAGUGGGUUGCGGAGAUCCGAGAGCCCAGAAAGCGAACGCGAAAAUGGCUCGGAACUUUCUCCACCGCAGAAGAAGCCGCACGCGCUUACGACCGCGCCGCUCUCAUCCUCUACGGCCACCGCGCUCAGCUCAAUCUCCAACCCUCCGGUUGCGGUAACUCUACAGCCGGUUCCCAUACCCGCAACUCCUCCUCUGCUUCUUCUUCUACCUCUUCGUCUACCACUACUCUUCGUCCUCUUCUCCCUCGGCCAUCCGGUUUCCCUCUCCCCAUUCUCCCAUACACUUACCCCAGUGUUCCGUACACAUAUCCCACACAAGUGGUACCCACGGCGGCCAUGAAUCUACCGGCUGGAUCUGAGGAAAUGAACAGUCUUGUGGGUUCGAUGAGCUCUGGGCUAUCUAUAUCAUGUCCCCCGCAAGGUUCGUCGGAAGUUGGUUUGGCGGCUGCGGGGAUGGAGAAUAUUCCGGCGACGCCUUCGAUGGGAGGGGGGGGGGGGUUAUGAAGAUUAUUCUAUGGCAAGUGCUUGUUUUUGGGAUGAUUCUAAUCCUUCCUUGUUCGAUUUAUGAGUUGGGGGUUUUGAUCUGAAGAUAUAUAUGAACAUGCACGGUUAUUUUAUGAUGGGAU
Molecule: messenger RNA, 909 nt
Organism: Phalaenopsis equestris
Lineage: Eukaryota; Viridiplantae; Streptophyta; Magnoliopsida; Asparagales; Orchidaceae
Product: ethylene-responsive transcription factor ABI4
Exons: 1
Coding region: 113-787 (224 amino acids)
Biological process (GO): response to stress; positive regulation of DNA-templated transcription
Cellular component (GO): nucleus
Molecular function (GO): transcription cis-regulatory region binding; DNA-binding transcription factor activity
Source: RefSeq, a predicted model, not a curated record